GAUUCAUGUAAGUCCGUAAACAGGCAGACGGGCAGGCAGGCAGGUCAUGCAGCGGUUCGUUCGUACGGCCAUGACAAGUUAGACAGACAGACUUAUACACACCCUCAGCCAGAUCAUGUCAUGAAUGACUGAGUGCCUGUCUUGUGGACCAGUCAGUCAACUUACAUGAAUGUUUGAAUGUGAGAGAGUCGGUGAAGGUCCACCAUCCAUCCCCACCCAUAUCAUAUAUAUGUGCAUAUAUAUACCACAGACAGACAGACAGCCAGACCCACACCUUCCACCCUCCCCCAGCCGGCCACGCCAAACACAUGUGUGUCCUCUGUCUGUACAAACCUCCAUACCACACAUCAACGCACAUCCAGACAUACAUACAUACAUCCACGCACAUAAAUCAAGGCAGUCGGUCAGCGAGGGAGUGAGCGACGCAGACGGCAGGCAGCAUAGCAUAGCAUGCAAACGCAACACGAGCGCACGCACGCACAUGAACCCAACCCGCGAAUAUGUGACAUCCAUGCCCUGCCCCUCACCGAGCCAGAGCCCCCUAGCCUAGCCAGUCCAUCCUCAGUCCCCACGUCCCGCCUUCGGUCCUUGAUUGCAAUGCAGUGAGUGCGUGCAUGAGGGGGCGGGGCGCAUCUCUCUCUAACGCGACGGCCGUGAUCUACCUACAGCCAGCCAGCCACUGAGGUAAAUCUGCUAUGACGUCUGCCUGUGUGUGUGUGUUUAUGGGGAGGAGGAGGCGUAUAUCAUUCCCUCUGCGGGUGGCCUGUUGAAGGAUCUGCCGGAGCGGCGACGCACGAAGCAGGGGCAUAUGUACACACACCAGGCCGGCAGACAGUCGCAACUGAUAAAUGGAUGGACGGAUGCAACCAUAACCAUACACAGACAUACACACAAACAUGAGGACCACCCAUUCCACGUCUGUGUGUGUCCGGCUGCUACCGGGCGCACCGUACCGGUAGUAAGCCAUGACGCAGUCUUCGAAGUCGGAACCCUUGGCGGCUGGCGGGGCCUCUUCACGCGGGGUGGUCCGCUCCAGCUCAUGCGGGGCUGGCGUCUCCUGCAGCUGAGCAUACUUCCCCUGAUCCGGGUGCACAACACACACGCACCGUCAAUGAAUGGGUGAGAUCACUCAUCAAAUCAAUGGUUGGCGUGCUGUGCUUGCCGCAGGGGGGCGCUCCUGGAGCUCCCCGGUCUCCUGGGGCCGGUCGCGAAUGCACCUCUUCUGCAGCAACACACACACACACACACACCACACCGUUGGUCGUGGCCCCCCGCUGUCUGCCUGUGAGUGACCACCCAUUGUGCCGUAGUUACCACGAGUAUGUAUGUGAGGCAUGCGAGCAGUAGUACGAGUAGGCCGACGAGGAUGCCCACCUUGAUCCACAGGGGCUUCCCGUGCCAUGUGGUCAUGAACCUCACUAUGCUGUGCCAUGCGAUGGCGAGGAACCGCCCCGCCCUCUUGAGGCCCUUCUUGAUCUCCUGCUCGCCCCACACGGGCCCUUUCUUCUUCUUCUCACCACCCUUCUCGCCUUCUCCGCCAGCCGGCGGCUGUACGGACCCCGGCCCGUGAGCAGGCGGGACUCCGGGCUUAGGGGGAGCGGUCGUCAAGGGAAACAACACGUGACCAGCCGCGUCAUACGGACACUCACCCGGACCAAAGUGACGACCGAUCAGCUCUGCAUACACACACACACACGCAUGCAAUCAUGGUGCAGACAAAGGAAUGAUGGGAUGGGCUCUUCGUGGUCUUCCUUGGCUGUUCACCUUGGCACUGCCCAAGGCAUUUGUCCUGGGCCUGGAUGUCCUCGAAGCCGUGUUCUCCGUGGUUGAUGCAGUGCUGCGAGCAGCCCUGGAAGCAUGAUAGAGGGUCGGUUGGCGAUGUUUGCAAGCGGCGCAGCAAGGGACGAUUAUCAAACCGACCAUGCCAUGACAGCAACGCCACGACAGAUAGUAUCACCAGCAGAGAUGCGACACCCCACACCUCCCUCAACAUCGGAAAGGC
This is a messenger RNA of Vitrella brassicaformis, 2002 nucleotides long. The record is from the annotation of a GenBank genome assembly. NCBI's taxonomy places the organism in Eukaryota, Vitrellaceae.